AUGUAUCAGCACGAGCACCAAGGCCCGCACGCGCCGCUCGGCCGCCAGCAGUCGGCCGCGGACCUGCUCGCCUACCGACGCUUCUCACCCACCGAGUUCGCCAAGUCUGUCGUCGGCGUCCUCAAGAUCGUCAUCACCGUGCUGUUCCUGGUGGCGGCCGUGGUGUUCCUGUCCUCGGAGCUGUGCCCGCGCGCCCCGGACUGGUACGUCUGGCUGUACCCCACGGCCGCCUUCCUGACUGCGGCGCUCACCAUCUGCACGUACAUCUUCUACGUGCUGGGCGUCGCCGAGGACGAACCCGACCACUGGGUCCGGGCGGACCUGACCCUGAUCGCAUUGGAGCUGGGCCUCACCAUAGGGGCGGCUGUCGCAACUCUCGCCAACUGCGAUUCGAGCGAGUCGCGGUUCAUCUUUUACGGGCCACUGGCGCUGGUGGGGUCCCUGCUGGUGGCGGUGAGCGGCGGCGCCCUCUACAUGAUGUGGCGGUACCGGGAGGACGUCGAGGAACCUCCUGAUCCCCAGCUCGGCGCCGACCGCAACCGAGCCGCCUCCGUCGUCAUCUGACCGCUGCCUGCCUGCGCACUACUUCUGCCCCUCUCAGCUACCUGGUGUUCAGCACGCAGAUCUCUCGAGGAUUCGAACGAAUGCUGUGGACAAUGUACACUAUGAUUCUUGCAGGACAGUCUGCGACCCCAUACAGUUACAACAGUGUUGUUUGUUUGCGUUCUUCACUAUAUUGCACGAUGUAUCAAAUAAGUUCACUACUUUGAAAUGAACCGUUUGGUGGUCGUUUCGUAAUGUACAAACGGGCGACUCGAUCCGUGUGGGCGAUUGGUACGAAUAGGGAUAGUUGACCGAAAAGUCUUCUCUUAGGAUGCAAAGAAUUUAAACAAUUUUGUUGCCUGUCAGCUGUACGCGGCUCAAAUCAGUCACGAAAUUCGUAAGUUCCAUGUUGAUAUAGAAGUCCAGUGGCUCCAAGAGAUAACAUUAUAUACACUCGCCUACAAAUUAGAAAUAAAAGGUAAAGCGAAGACGUGGCGACGUGCAUGCCCUUGAGCUGCACGUUGAUGAAGGAGAUCUUUGACGACUGACAACUCCCAAUGGCUGAUUCACAGAGUGACACCUCAGAAUCGAAAUCUGUUUUGCCUGCGGCCGUGUAGCGAUCUUACCACGUGAAACUGCGUGUAUGAGCCGACACUUGUCGCUACGGUUUGGAUUCUUUAUUACCAAUGGCUUCCCAGAAUAGCUGCAUUUUCCGUAACCCGCCCCAUAUUCUCCAUUCUGUCUUGAAAUGGUCACACCUAGAAACGUCAAGUCUAUGUCAGAUACGGUAUGUUCCACUUCAUCAUACGAGAUCCUGUAGCAACCUGGUAUCACUGUCAAAAUGGAUCUACACGCCAUAAACCAAAAUAUAGCAUUAUACUAGGCAUUCAAGCACUCCGUCUUAACGCCACAAGUGACCCAUCGGGACCAUCCGACCGCCGUGUCAUCCUCAGUGGAGGAUGCGGAUAGGAGGAGCGUGUGAUCAGCACACCGCUCUCCUGGUCGUUAUGAUGGUUUCCUUGGACUGGAGCCGCUACUAUUCGGUCGAGUAGCUCCUCAAUUGGCAUCACGAGGCUGAGUGCACCCCGAAAAAUGGCAACAUCGCGUGGCGGCCCGGAUGGUCACCCAUCCAAUGGCCGGUCACGCCCGACAGCGCUUAACUUCGGUGAGCUGACGUGAACAGGUGUAUCCACUGCGGCAAGGCCGUUGCCUGUUAUACUAGGGCGUUCUGAAAAAUAAUGCCCCCGAAUUUUUUGUGAGAAAACUCUCAAAGGUUUUUAAGUAAAACGAACAUUAUUAACAUUCUGCAUCUUUAUUCUUCAUGUUUACAUAUUUAUUUCUCAACAUAGUCAGCCUGGCGACGAAUAUAUUUCUCCCCACGAGAGACCAGUUUGUCAAUACCGUCACUGUAGAAUGUUUGACUUUGUUGACAGAGCCACGACCUCAUCUUUGCUUGCACCGCUUCCCCACUAUCAAAGUGACGUCCUCGAAGGUGUUGCUGAAGUCUUGCAAACAAAUUAAAAUAGGAUGGGGCCAAGUCGGCUGUAUGGAGGAUGAUCGAUAACAGUGAAUCCAAGGCGUCGGCUUGUUGCAGAAGUAGCAGCGCUCUGGUCUGAUAUUGUCUUGCUGAAGGGGAGGGUGGUCCAUGUGUGGACGAACUCUCCGAAUUCGAAACCCGAUUACAGCACACUGUUUCUCACGCACUGACGUAGUUUCGUUACACACCGCCAUGUUGCACGCUACAAUUCAGAGCCCUCUAGCGGCAGAAGGUUGCAAAUAUAUAGACGGGAAGAAUAAAGUUGUUCAAUGUUAAAAACGUUUGUUUUAUUUAAUAAUCUUUGAGUUUUCACAUAAAAAUUUCCGGGGCGUUACUUUUCAACAAGCCCUCGUAUACCGAAUAGCGGGCGUGUGGAUUUGCGAAGAUUUUCGGAAAUACGAUAUGACUUUAAUGUGUGCAUCCAUGUUUCUGGAACUACUGUAGGUACUAAUCAUUCUGGCGAAAUUUACUUUUUAAAAUGUUUCCUUGCCGGUCCUUAUCUUCCCGUCACAGAUUCUCCCAUCAUAGAAGGAUUCUUAAAGAUAUCGUACCAUAGUCAAUAUUGCUAAGUACUAAUUUAAGGCCAAGAAACACCUUUAUUCGAGUUAAAUGUUACAUCGAUCUGUGUAUCAAGAACUAAGUAUAUGAACUGAGCUGAUCUGUGUUAACAGCAGGUUCCUUUCGUACGCCUACCACAAUGCAGUUGUGUAGAGGACAUGUCAGUACGUGAACAAUUUUGAUCAUGCAAAUUACGAAAGCCAGUUGGUUUACAAUUAUUUUUUCCACAAAAAAUAAGUUCUGCCUAAUAUUCCCGCAGUAUAUUGAUCAUGUAUUCUGCGGAGAAAGAUUUCACAUUAACACUAGACGAGUCAAGUAAUGACAUGCACGUCUAAAUUAAUUUUUAAUAAUUAGCCCAUAACCUCUCACAACGUUUCCGUGAAUCAUCUUUCUCAUUGAAUUUAAUCUCAAAGGAGAGAUUCUUUUGUAAAUAAAACACU
Molecule: messenger RNA, 3078 nt
Organism: Schistocerca serialis cubense
Lineage: Eukaryota; Metazoa; Arthropoda; Insecta; Orthoptera; Acrididae
Exons: 4
Coding region: 1-564 (187 amino acids)
Source: RefSeq, a predicted model, not a curated record